This is a messenger RNA of Poeciliopsis prolifica (blackstripe livebearer), 4350 nucleotides long. Its product is annotated as hippocalcin-like protein 1. Gene Ontology annotation, molecular function: calcium ion binding. The record is from RefSeq and is a predicted model, not a curated record. NCBI's taxonomy places the organism in Eukaryota, Metazoa, Chordata, Actinopteri, Cyprinodontiformes, Poeciliidae.
UUAAAUCCACUCCGACGGCGCACAUCACUCCAACCAUCAGUGCUGCUGUCCUGCACGUCCCGGUCUCUGCCUCUGGAGGAGAGCGAGCGCCCCGGCAGCUCCAGCAGCUCCAGCAGCUCCAGCAGCGCAUCGCACGGUGACAUGCUCCGCAGGCUCCGGCUGCUGUAGCCCCACAGACAAACACCCGAUAUAAAGCUACCGGGACGCGCGUGUGAGAGUGAGUGAGUGUGUGUGUGAGAGCGGUAAGGAGAUCUGGUUUUUAUUAUUACUAUCAUCAUUGUUAUUAUCACUCGGUCCCGGAGGAACAGCGUCCGGUGCGAGCAGAGCAUCGCCUCCACGCAGCAGGGGAGAGAGAGGCUCCCGCUCCAGACCAGCCGCUACAAACCGGUGUGGAACAACGGCCUGGCUUCUGCGACAAGACAGCGUUGUCGUCAAGUGAAAGGACAACAAAAACUGUCCCGUUGCCAUGGGGAAACAGAACAGCAAGCUGCGGCCCGAGAUGCUGCAGGACCUCCGGGAGAACACGGAGUUCUCCGACCACGAGCUGCAGGAGUGGUACAAGGGUUUCUUGAAGGAUUGCCCCAGCGGAACAUUGAAUGUGGAGGAGUUCAAAAAGAUCUAUGCCAAUUUCUUUCCCUACGGAGAUGCCUCCAAGUUCGCCGAGCACGUCUUCCGGACUUUCGACACCAACGGCGACGGGACGAUAGACUUCCGGGAAUUCAUCAUCGCCUUGAGCGACGUCACGGGGAAGCUGGAGCAGAAGCUGAAAUGGGCUUUCAGCAUGUACGACCUGGAUGGAAACGGAUACAUCAGCCGUGAGGAGAUGCUGGAGAUUGUUCAGGCCAUCUACAAGAUGGUGUCAUCCGUCAUGAAGAUGCCAGAGGACGAGUCCACGCCAGAGAAGAGGACGGAUAAGAUCUUCAGACAAAUGGACCUCAAUAACGACGGCAAAUUGUCCCUGGAGGAGUUCAUCAAAGGUGCCAAAAGCGACCCCUCCAUUGUCCGGCUACUUCAGUGCGACCCCAGCUCCGCCUCCCAGUUCUGAAGCCCCUCCCCCACAUCCUGCUGCGAGCUUGUUUUUAACCCCACCGCCCUCUUCUCUAUUUCUGUUGCUGAAAUCAAUGCAUGACGAUUCACAUCUCUCAUCUCUGUUUAAUUCUUGUCCAGCGGAGAGGCUGAGGAGAGAGUAGGAAUUUCAUUUUGCUUUUGGAUUUUUUUAGAGGGGUGGGGGUGAAGAGACAUGCUUACACACGUAACGGUGUCGGGGUCCAGCUGGCGCCCGCCGGAGCCCCCGGCUGUCUGCAUCCGGAUCAGGAUGAGAACGGAGGGAGAGAGAGAAAGAGAGAGAGAGGCUCUGGAGUUCACCUCCGAUGCGCAUGUAUAUUAUCAUGUACAUAACUGUAUGUCAAUGUGUAUCAUAAGAUGGAUUCAGUUUGUCUUCACUCACUGUGUGGCACAUACGACAAAAGGCAGUAUUAUGUAGCUUCCUGUUCCGAUCUCAGUGGGAGUCGUUGGGAUUUUAUCGCUGUAUGAUCUUUCGCUGUGAAAAAGAAGGCCUAAGAUCCCUUUUGAUUUUGAUCUUUUAUUAUUAUUUUUUUUGUGAAUGUCGACUGGUGUUUUUUUUAAUUACUGUUUUACUUCCCACCCCCCUUUCAUUUGUACAUAUGUUUUUCCUUUAUUCAUGUGGUUUUAUUUAUUCAUUUUUACUCUCAAUGUGCUUUUACUUUGACAUGUUUGAGAUGACUGUGUUCCAGUUUACAGCGGCUGAGAGGGUGAUCGGCGAACAAUUCUUUUUCUAAAAUGGAUUUUUGGUCAAAAUGAAGGAUAUUAAUUCCCAGUGAACUAAGAGGAUCUCAUGAUGCAUCCGAUCAACAGCACCAGUAGCACAUAUCGUUGUUUUACCGCCAUGUAUUCACAGAGCACGGCUGUGCUGUCAAUCUGAAUGCGUGUGUGUGUGUGUGUGUGAAUUCUGACUGUGUGCUUGAGGCUUACUUUUACAGUAUUACCUUGUUGUGUUGUUUCUUAUUAAUACAGUAUCUUGCAAGAAAAAAAAUAUUCGCACCCCUUUGAAGCUUUUCACAUUUUCUCAUGUUACAACCCCAAAAAAAUGUCAUGAAUUUUGUUGGUGUUUUACGUGAUGCACCAAUCCAUAAUUUGGAGAUGAUUCAAAAAAAUAAAUAAAUAAGCGUGACACUUAUGUAUAAGCUAAAAACGUAUGUUUUUUUGUGGGGCUUCUCUAGUCUUGCUGGCUGGAUUCCUCCAGAGUUACUUCUCUUGAUCGAUGCUCUUCUUUGAGCCGUCAGUUUCGGUGGAUGGUGAUGUGUCAGUAGAACUACGUGGCCUGGUACUCGAGCUGAGUGGGGAACAUUUGUUCCAUUUUCAGCUGGUUCUGUUUGCUUUCACACUGCACCGUCAAAGGAACCAGACGCUUUGAAAAACUUGUUCACCUCCUCGCCUGAGGUGGCGCUGCACGAAGAAUCACUUGCGGAAACACACAAAAACUCGAGGUGAGCGAUACUGCCUUUUUUAGCAUUGUCAGACUUCUGAUUGUAAGAACAUUUUUGUAGUUUUUUAUUUGAAUUAGUUUCCUAAAGGCUGUGGCAGGAUUUGGGCGAGUUUUUUUUUAUUAUUAUUAUUUGUACGAAACAAAUGGCAAAAAACUGUCAUUUGACAGCAAAUUGAAACAAAACCUGAUUUGAGGUAAAGUUGAGAAACUGCAAUACUUGCCACGCUAGUAUCAAUGUGACACAGGUGUCAAUAUUAUCAAUAUUUUUAAUAAAUUCCCCCCACCUAACAAAAUCCUGCGAGCGCAACAUUAGAGAAUGUAAACAAAACUAGUGUAGCAUCUGAUUUAAGUGGUUGUAAAAUUUCGCUUUGGUUGUUGGUAAAAGACCAGAGGCCAUUUCUCCUGCUAACAUUUGACUCUUGCGCUUGCUUAAGUUGUAUUCACCCAGGAUGCUACAAUCUGCUUCCUGCUGUUGUAGUGGCCUCUGGUUUGCUUGCCGUUCACAUAUCCAUUCGAACCGCACCAGAGUUCGCUUCAACCAAAUCGAUGUCCAGGUUUUUAGACGGAGCGGAGUUCGAUUGCCCAUUCACCCCGCCUGAAUCAAACCAGACGAUACAGGCAAAAGGCGUAGAGUUCGAUUUAAACCGACGAUAAGACGGUGACGAUGGCAGGACAAUGUCGCCGUCCGACGGUUUUCUCCCACAACGUUUCUCUUGAUCUGUUGCGUAAAAUCCCAAUAAAGUACGUCGCACUUUGUGGUUGUAAUGUGUCAAAAUCUUUACAAGAAAAAUUUUGAUGAGGUACGAACAAUUUUGCAAGUUACUGUAAGUAUGUUAGAAAUCUUUAAUAUUGAGCAGUAAACUUAAGAUAGUUGUAACCUGUUACUAUUAAUGCAUGAUCCCACAAGCAAGACACGGGCGACUUUCACAACCACAGUUUUCGCAGAGCGAUACCUUUUCGGAGCUCUGCAGCUCUCUCAAAAAUGAGUAGGCUAUUCCUCUGAGCCGGGCAGCAGCCCCCACUGCCCUCCGCUCCCUCCAUCCAAUUUGUGUUUUUCUCUUUUUUUCCUCUGGCAGACAGAGAACUCACUAAGGGCUUGUUCAUCACUCUUAUGCUGAGCGCUUUUCCGAGCGCCCAGAUUGGUCUGCUUGCACGAAAAGGCUCGUUUCAGGAGGAAAAGGAUGCUGUACGCUUGUCCUCGUCUGGGGAUUUCAAGGGUGAUUCAGUUUUCAUUGGCACUUUGAAGUCCAUGUUUAGGGCACCUUAUUGGCAGCAAGAAAGAAAAAAAACACCUCAAAAUGGGGGUUGUUAAACGUUUUCACAAGACAUCGGUGCCAGAGCCACUCUGAAACGCCUCACAUGUCCAGACUACUGUUGCCCUCUCAAUGCAAAGAAUGUAUUUUAUUCUGUCAAAUCAAUUUACCUUUAAUGUUUUAGUUUUAGCCGAUAUCUAAUUGAUCGCCACCGCGUCCAACUACUCCGACACGGAUCUAAACAAACAUAAAGUCAGCUUGUACCAAAUGUUUUGAACAGCAACUGCCUAUCCAGCAGCAUCUCUGCUUUGGGGAUCCUUAAGUAUCACUGCCUUCUGCUGGUAGGAUAAGAAACAACAGUCAGAAAUUCCUGACCCACUACAGUUCAUUUCUUUUUUUUUUUUGAGUUUCUAUUAUCACUGCCUAUCUUAUAACAAACUGGUAUCAUGUCUUGAAGAAAAUAAAAUAAGCCCCUCCUCCUCUUUUAUCCUUCCCUUAUUCCUGCACUACUUUUCUGUUGCAUGAAAACCUCGUAUGAGGAUGCAAUGUUUGUUCUGUUGAACUUGGCAUUAAAAGGAUAUCAAAACAUAA